Molecule: messenger RNA, 1850 nt
Organism: Radiomyces spectabilis
Lineage: Eukaryota; Fungi; Mucoromycota; Mucoromycetes; Mucorales; Radiomycetaceae
Exons: 9
Coding region: 247-1809 (520 amino acids)
Source: RefSeq, a predicted model, not a curated record
GUAUUUGCCCAUAUUGGACCUAUGAAAUAUAAAGUGUUGUAUAGUUUUAAUGACGGUGUGUGUGGGUGCUAUCCCUUCAUCCAGCCCACCCCUACCACUUGGCUAAUCUUUGACCUACUUCCUCCUAUAUCUAAUUUACCUUAAGAAUCCUGGUUUCACAGUGCUCUUUAUCCUUCGAAGCUUUUCUUUUCCUUUAUUAUCUUUUUUUUUUCUUUCGUUUAGUCACAGUCAUUUAAUUUUACUACAAUGACCCAUCUGAGUGACUUUAGUUUUCUACAACGAAUGGUAUCGCUAUCAUACCUUUUCGUGUGGUACCUCUAUCGUGUUUGGACAUUGGAUCGAUUCAAGUGUCUCAGCCCGAGCCGAUUCCGACAGGGUGAACUAAAAAGUAUAGUAACGCUACUAGUACUAUUUAUGUUACCGUUUCAACUGUAUUAUGACGUUACAUCCUGUAAGAUCAAGUACGAAGAAGGAUUUGUCAGUGUGUUUGGACACAUAUUCACCAAACCCGAGAGCAUGUGGACCAAAGCAGAUCAGGAUCUUGUUAUUCCAACAGAUUAUAGCCUCUGCAUAGGAUUUUCGCUUCAAACUGGCACUCUUCUCUUGCUGCAAUGUUUCUGGAAUUACUUGGCUAAUUCCGUGGCCAAAGCCAGCUUCAUGAGUAGCAAGGAAUUCUUAUUCUACAUUGCAUGGACUUUUAUCAGUUUCAUCACUUUCCCCGUCUUGCAGUAUAACUUCUCAAGAGAUAUUUACGAUCCGACUUGGAAAGAAAUUAUGCCGGAGCUUGCAUACGGCAUUGAACUCUUCUUUGUCGCCUGUCUGGGAGUGGUGUCUCAUUUCCGUUUCCAAAAGUUGCUGAGCAACUCUCGUGAAUCCAGCAAUGCCCGUUCCAUUACUCACAAGAUCCGAUACUUCCAAGAGCUGAACCUAUUACUUGCCAUUGUCUUGUUCUUGGACGGUCUUGCCUUCAUCAUUCUCAGUGCGGACGGUUUAACUGGCAGAAAGACACUCAAUGUACACAAAUUCUCCGCGGAUUUCCUCAUCUGUAACAUCAACAUGUGCUCCGUUAUUACUUGGUUCCUUGUCAUCCUUAUUUUCCACCCCAAGCCGAACAAUGCACAGGCCGAUGCUACCAUGAACCAACCAUCACAUGAUUUCUUGUCCAACGGCAAACAUUUGGAAACCUACCCCAAUUCGCCUCCAUUGAUGAUGCAAAAUUCCCAGGCGUCCAGCGAGUACUUGCAAUACACGAAAUCCGUGGCGGUACCUAUCAACCAGCCUAGCUUCACUGAUCCUCCUGCAUUCCAAUUGGGUCCAUUGCCUCCACCACCGGAUGUGACCCAUCACAACAACUCGUUCGGUUCCACCACCCCUUCCACCGCCACCCUGGUCUCUUCGCCGAAUAUGCUACGACGUAACCGCUCCAAGGGAUCCAUUUCCGAGCGCGUAGAAUCCGUUAUUCUCGAAGAUGGCACGCAUCCCAAAUCUAUGCCAAUGCAUAAUGGUUAUGUGGAUCAAUACCCUCGUUCUGACAGCGAAUCGGGCAUUGCUGGUUUAUCGGAUCACCAUAACCAAGGCCAUCAUGACAUGCCUCCGCCGGAUAUGAUGGGUUUACAAAAUGAAGCCAUGGCAUACCACCCAAUGCAAGGUCAUCAUCACAACGGCCAAAACUGGCAAAUAUCGUUGGAUUUUGGCAACGAUGACCGCCAUGGAUCCCAGCAUAAUGACCGAUAUCAGCCCCCAGAAGAUUCAUCAUGGCUCCAUCAACAACCCCGUGGUGGCAAUAUAAAUGGUACAAGAUCAUCUUAGAUUAUCUUUUUUUUUUUUUUAUAUCAUUAUUUGAAUAACGC